This is a messenger RNA of Tetrahymena thermophila SB210, 813 nucleotides long. Its product is annotated as kinase domain protein. Gene Ontology annotation, biological process: activation of GTPase activity; nucleocytoplasmic transport. Gene Ontology annotation, molecular function: GTPase activator activity; small GTPase binding. Gene Ontology annotation, cellular component: cytosol; perinuclear region of cytoplasm; nucleus. The transcript is spliced from 9 exons. The record is from RefSeq and is a predicted model, not a curated record. Lineage: Eukaryota; Ciliophora; Oligohymenophorea; Hymenostomatida; Tetrahymenidae.
AUGUAAGCACUUAAGUUUAAAGAAUUUAUGGCUUCUACUGAUUUAUCAACAAUUGAUAAAUUAAUUUUCGAUUUUAAUAAUUUAAGCAAACAAUAAGUUAAACUAAUUCCUUAAUUCUUCAAAAAAAUAGCUCAGUGCAAUAAUUUGAAAUAUUUAUUUUUAGACAAUAUUCAUGGUCCAGAAGUUCCUGAACUAAUAGAAUUCAGUAAUUACAUAGCUACAUGCCAAAGCAUUGAAGAACUGUUUCUUGAUUUUUGUUAUAAAAAUAUAGAUGAUUUAACUUUACCUGACAUUUUAAAAUUCUUGCCUUCACUUAAAUGUCUAAAAUUCUUUGAAAUUUAUCUAUAAAAUAACAAUAUUACAGCUAAUGGAAUUUAAUUGCUAGGAAAUUUGAUAAUAGAAUGUAAAUAUAUUGAAUAAUUAUGUCUUUAAUUAGGAUCUAAUUAAAUUGGUAAUGAAGGCUUAUUCUCUAUUUGCAAUGAGUUCUAAUAUCUAAAUAAUUUGACAAAUUUAACUCUUUAUGCUUAUAAUAACUAAAUUAAUGACGAAGGAAUAUCUGGUGCAGGUUUUGGAUUAUUCAAAUGCAAAAAUCUGAAAUAUCUGGAUAUAGACUUUACUCUUAAUGAUAUAACUGAUAAAGGAGCUUUAGAAUUAGUCAAAUAUAUCUCUAAAUUCAAUAGCUUAGCUUUCUUAAAAAUUUAUAUGAUGGAUUGCAAUAUUAAAUUUCCUAAAAAUCUAAUCAAAGUGUUAAAAAAAACAAAACUUUUAGCAAGACUUGUUGCAUUAUUUAUUUCAGAUAAAAAUGUUAUAUGA